ACCAGUUCAUUUCUGUACACAGUCAUAGAAUACUUUGACCAAACACAAAAAAAAUCUAAAAUGGCCGCUAAGUUCAUCAUCCUCGCCGCUUGCGUGGCUACCGCCCUCGCCCAAUACUCUGCCCCAGCCUACAAGCCCGCUUACUCAGCGCCCGCUUACUCAGCACCAAAGGCUUACGCUCCAGAGCCCGCCUACGCCCCGGCCCCAUACAGCUUCGAAUACAGCGUAAACGACCCACACACCUACGAUGUCAAGAGCCAAUCCGAGUACGCUGACGGCAACGGUUACGUCAAGGGAUCCUACAGCCUUUUGGAAGCCGACGGUUCCACCCGUACCGUUGAAUACACCGCUGACGACUACAACGGUUUCAACGCCGUCGUCAAGAACUCUGCCCCAUCUGCUGCCUACAAGCCAGCUUACUCCGCACCAGCUUACUCUGCACCAGCCUACGCUGCACCAGCAUACUCUGCACCAGCUUACUCCGCACCAGCCUACUCUGCACCGGCCUACAAGCCAGCAUACAAACCAGCAUACUAAUAACUUCUUUUCUCAUGUGAACCAACUCUUCUUUUUCUUCUUUUUAUUUCAUGUCCCUGUCAUGAAAUUUUCAUUAUUCACCAACUAUUUAUAUCAUCGUUGUAUUUAUUUUGUAAAUAAAUAGUGAAUCAAAUUAAA
This is a messenger RNA of Acyrthosiphon pisum (pea aphid), 675 nucleotides long. RefSeq names its product cuticular protein 17 (gene cp17). The transcript has 2 exons. Bases 61 to 537 code for a protein of 158 amino acids. The record is from RefSeq and is marked validated. NCBI's taxonomy places the organism in Eukaryota, Metazoa, Arthropoda, Insecta, Hemiptera, Aphididae. Gene Ontology annotation, cellular component: extracellular matrix.